This is a messenger RNA of Cuscuta campestris, 2593 nucleotides long. The record is from the annotation of a GenBank genome assembly. NCBI's taxonomy places the organism in Eukaryota, Viridiplantae, Streptophyta, Magnoliopsida, Solanales, Convolvulaceae.
UUGUUCCAAGGUUGCUCCUUGAUGAUUGUGUAUGCCUCUAGUGUUUACUAGAGAGGAGAACUUGUUGUACCCACUUGGUUCUUGGUGAUUAGUGGAAGUUUGGGUGCCGUUGUUGAGCGGCCGUGGUUUUCUCCCCGAUUUGGGGUUUCCACGUAAAUCGUGUGUUCUUUAUUUUAUUUCCGUUGCUAUCUAUUUGUGGUGGUGGUGCUGAUUUUUGGAGUAUAUUGUGCUUUGUUGUUCAUCUCAUUUAAUUUGGGAAAAAAGAUUUUAUACGCUUCCGUUGUGUUUUGUUCCGUGCUUCCCCAACAAGGACAAACUCCGUGAAUUAACUUUCAAAAGUCAAAAGUGGACAAAGAGAGUGGGACGGAAGGAGUAGAAUAGUGGGUGGUAUAUCCACUUUCUACUCUUCCUAGUAUUCUUAUCCAAUUUCUACUCUUCAUUCUGCUCAUCAACAUCAAAGACUCAAAGAAAGAGUGUGUUGAGAAGAGUUGUGGUAUACCAUCUCAAUUUCAUCUCUUCUUCCUCCCCCCAGAAUCUUAGCUAUGGAGAAGUCUGGGUAUUGUCGCGACGGAAUAUACCGAUCUCUCCGGCCGCCGUUAAUCCUCCCCAAGGACCCUGACCUCUCCAUGGUCUCUUUCCUAUUCCGGAACAUCUCUCGGUACCCUGACCAACCGGCAAUCCAAGACGCCGAUUCCGGCGAGACUCUGACUUUCGCGCAGUUCAAAUCCGAGGUCUCCAGAGUCGCUCAUGGCUUGGUGCACCGACUGGGCAUCAGGAAAAACGACGUCGUCCUUAUCUUCUCCCCCAACUCCAUCCAGUUCCCCCUUUGCUUCCUCGGAAGCAUCGCCGCCGGCGCGAUUGCUUCGACGGUUAAUCCCACCUAUACAGUUCCAGAGCUGUCCAAGCAAAUCAAGGAUUGUAGCCCGAAGCUCAUCGUCACCGUUCCCCAACUGCUCGACAAAAUCAAAGGGUUUAAUUUACCCGUUUUGCUUCUGGGUCCUGAAAACCCUAACCGUUCCGGCCUCAAUUCCUCUCCGGGCCUCACAUUUUUCGCGGACUUAGUGAGAGAUUCUCGUCAAUUGGACUUGGACAGUGUUUCUAUUAAGCAGAGAGACACGGCUGCGCUUCUGUACUCUUCUGGGACUACAGGAGUCAGUAAGGGAGUAGUCUUGACUCAUGGUAAUUUCGUGGCAUUGUCUCAGAUGGUGAAUGCCGAUCAAGAUGCUGCCGGUGAAAUGCAUAAUGUGUUCUUGUGCAUGUUGCCCAUGUUCCAUGUGUUCGGGCUUUCCGUCAUCUUGUACUCCCAGUUGGUGAGGGGGAACACUGUGGUUUCCAUGGGAAAAUUUGACCUGGAGAUGGUUUUGAAGAAUGUGGACAAGUACAGAGUGACACAUAUGUGGGUUGUGCCUCCGAUCAUACUGGCUUUUGCUAAGAGCAGUGUGGUCAAGAAGUAUUCUUUGACAUCGUUGAAGCAUAUUGGGAGUGGUGCAGCUCCCCUUGGGAAAGAUUUGAUGGAGGAAUGUGCCAAGAAUUUCCCUCAGGCUGCUCUAGUUCAGGGGUAUGGGAUGACAGAGACUUGUGGAGUGAUCUCAAAGGAGAAUCCGAGUAUUGGUAUGAGACACUCAGGGUCAGCGGGAAUGCUUGUUCCUGGACUGGAAGCUCGAAUAGUUAGUGUUAGUAAUCCGCAGAAUCUCCCUCCCUGUCAGUUGGGGGAAAUUUGGGUACGGGGUCCUAACGUGAUGAAAGGCUAUUACAAGAAUCCUGAGGCUACCAAGGCAACAAUAGAUAAACAGGGAUGGCUCCACACUGGAGAUCUUGGAUAUUUUGAUGUAGAAGGACAACUAUAUGUUGUUGACCGUAUCAAGGAGCUCAUUAAGUACAAAGGUUUUCAGGUUGCACCAGCAGAGCUUGAAGGGUUGCUGGUUUCUCAUCCAGACAUACUGGAUGCUGUAGUCAUCCCAUAUCCAGAUACUGAAGCUGGUGAGGUCCCAGUUGCAUACGUUGUUCGCUCUCCGAAUAGCUCUCUGACUGAAGAAGAUGUCAAGAAGUUCAUUGCAGAUCAGGUUGCGCCGUUUAAGAGACUGCGACAGGUAACAUUUAUAAACAGUGUCCCAAAAUCAGCCUCUGGGAAAAUUCUGAGGCGGGAACUGAUUGAAAAAGUUCGAUCAAAACUAUAAUCGCACCUGAAGAUUGUCUUAUCAGGCGGAGAAGUCUGCAUUUGUAGCUGCAAAAUUGGAGGCUAGUGUUUUCAGGGCAAUGAAUAUGCCACUCUUCCUGGUACAACCAAUUUGCUACUUGUAACUCUAAACAAUAAAGAUGCCACUGUCUCCACUGCCUUCAUUCAUCUCUGUAAGUUCUUUCUAUUUAUCAUUAGUGGAACAAAUUAUUUUUCUUUUUUCUUUUUUUUUUUUUGGGGUGGGGUGUGUGGUGACUCGAAAAUCUGAGGUUUCCAUAACGCCCUGUCCAUUAUAUUUAUGAUGCACAAAAACAGCCAAAAAUGUAUUUUUUUUAUUAAGUUCCACCAUAAUUUGUAUAUCAGCUACUGAUGUAAUGUAAUAGAUAAGCCUUUUGCGUAGGGAUAGCAAACACAAUU